GGAAAGAGUGCAGGAGGAAGUUGACAAGGAUUAGUUUCUAGACAUCCAGCAGAGCUUGCUCACCUUGCAUAAAAAACAAACAGCAUGUCUGAACUGGCCGUUGAUCUGAGUCUAUGCAGCCAGUGCUGGGCACCUUUCGACGCUGAAGAACAUCAACCGAAAUUACUCCAAUGUCCAUUACAUCCCAUGGCCACCGUUUGCCUCCAGUGUCUCAAAUCCAAAAAAGGGUGUUUGAAUGAUGACUGUGACACGUGUCGGGAUGCCUGUGCCAUCUGGUCACUGGACGAUUUGCCCUUGAAUAUUUACGCCCUUCAAUUAGCGGAAUGGAAAAGCGCAAACGCCGAAACGCAAACUAAUCUCCCUCAAUUAACCGAAGACCAAGAGAAGAAAAAAACUUGUUUUGAUUACCAUCACUGUCCGUUUGUGUUUACGUUCUCCAUGGGUGAAGUCGAAUUGGGCGAAGUUCACGUCAUGUCGUCUCCGUUGGUGAUCCAGCACAAGUUCGUCCAAGCUCUGGGUGAGUAUUGCUUCAACCUGCCCAGGGAGUUCCUAAUUUUUGGUGAACCACAGUUCAAACCCGAUUCAUUCUACAUGCUGGAGUGCUUCCAUAUGGAUUUUCAGCCGUUGGAAUCGGACGUCAUGGUCUUUGCCGAUCCUUCAAAAUUGGAGUCGAUAGUCCAAGAAGAACUGGCCAAUCUUGACGUCGCUCUCGAGCCCAGUUUUGACGAAGAGGACAGAUUGAUAAAUUUCAGAUGUAUCUUCUUUCUGAAAUCUGCUGCCGCAGAGAUCGAGAUAGCAAUCAAGAAGUCGGCCGAAACCAUAUGGGGCAAGGUUACUCGAGGCUCUUCGGUGCUGGAGUGGCUAGCCAAUAUUCCUGAAGGAGAACAUCAUCGUAGGGGUGUCAGAACCGUAGCUAGGGUCACUCUGGAAACUCGCAAUCCUACUGAUGAUUCCUGCCCAUCUUGAAUGUUAUGUCUCC
Messenger RNA from Daphnia magna, 979 nucleotides. RefSeq lists its product as uncharacterized. The coding region runs from base 85 to 966 and encodes 293 amino acids. Lineage: Eukaryota; Metazoa; Arthropoda; Branchiopoda; Diplostraca; Daphniidae. The transcript has 4 exons. The record is from RefSeq and is a predicted model, not a curated record.